AUGCACGCUUUCUCUAUUCUUACUAUCGGAAUCUUCGUCGCAGGGUACUCGACCGCCCGUUGGGAUCUUGUGACGCGCGUCUACGAACUAGGUAUCUUUGCCUGGGAUCACGGCGUUGUGACACGGACUGCUAAGGGUUUCUGUCUGCUGUCCCUACUGUUCUUCCUCUUCAUACUACCGGUUGUGCGCAUCGCGACACAAGAGACAGACCUGCAUCCCCGACUCGCAGGCACCGGCAUCUCUGCGCGCGAGCAGCUCAAACGUCGCGGUUCCUUCUAG
Messenger RNA from Alternaria arbusti, 279 nucleotides. RefSeq lists its product as uncharacterized. The transcript is spliced from 2 exons. The record is from RefSeq and is a predicted model, not a curated record. The coding region runs from base 1 to 279 and encodes 92 amino acids. Lineage: Eukaryota; Fungi; Ascomycota; Dothideomycetes; Pleosporales; Pleosporaceae.